This is a messenger RNA of Fusarium pseudograminearum CS3096, 915 nucleotides long. RefSeq lists its product as uncharacterized. The record is from RefSeq and is a predicted model, not a curated record. The transcript is spliced from 2 exons. Bases 1 to 915 code for a protein of 304 amino acids. Lineage: Eukaryota; Fungi; Ascomycota; Sordariomycetes; Hypocreales; Nectriaceae.
AUGUCUCGUGCAGUCCUUAUUUGUGGUGCAACCGGAAAACAAGGUGGUGCCGUUCUCAAUAGACUCGUCAAGCAAAAUGCCGAUUUCAAGAUCCUCGCUGUCACCAGAAACGCCAAAUCCCCUUCGGCCCAACGAUUACUCAGUAAAUCACCAAACAUCAAGCUUGUUCAGGGCGAUCUAUCUGAUCCCGCUGCGAUCUUCAAAACUGCCAGGAGUGUCACUGACAAGCCUAUAUGGGGAAUGUUCAGUGUUCAAGUACCUGUUAGUUUCGGUCAAGGAGGUGGUGGUGAAGUCGGACAAGGCAAAGCCCUCGUCGAUGCCGCUCUAGACGCCGGCGUCAAAUUCUUUGUCUACACUUCAGUCGACCGACAUGGUCAAGAUUCGGAAAACAACCCAACUCCGGUUCCUCAUUUUAUAGCCAAGCACGAAAUCGAGAAGCAUUUGAUUUCACGCACCGCCAAGACGGAUAUGCAAUGGUCAAUUCUUCGCCCAGUGGCUUUCAUGGACAACUUGACAAACGACUUCUUAGGGAGAUCAUUUGUCACAGCUUGGAAAUUGGCUGUCAAAACCAAACCAGUUCAGCUUAUUUCUGUAACCGAUGUCGGUAUCGCCGGUGCAGAAGCCUUCCUUCAACCUCAGAAACACGCAGGGCGUGCUAUAUCACUUGCCGGAGAUGAGUUGACGCUUGACGAGUUCCAAAAGGUCUUUAAGGAGAAGAUUGGCCGUGACAUUCCUUCCGCCUACAAUUUCGUUGUUUAUCCCAUGAUGGCGAUGGUGAAGGAAUUGGGUUAUAUGUUCAAGUGGUUCAAUGAUGUUGGUUUUGAUGCCGACCUGAAGGCUCUCCAACAGCAAUACCCUGAACUGAAGCCUUUUGGCACUUGGCUUGAGACGGAAAGCGACUUUGCGCGCAAAUAA